AUGUUCUCGCAGACCAUGCGCCUCGCCCUCGUCCGGCAGGCGGCCUCCCUUGGACGCCGGCCAGCCACGACCCGCCGGGCCUGGGCCGCAGUGGGAUCCCCUCGGCUUGCCAUCCAGCCGAGCUCCCCCAGCCGGAUGCACAUGGCCCCAAGCCCUUCAUCGAUUGGCGCCCGGCAGUUGAGCUCCUCUGCGCAGCCGAGCCCCCAGGCCCCGGCGAUCGAUCACGACAUGGAUACACCGGCCGACGUGCGGGGUGCCACCUCCGGGCCGCUUUUUGCCUUCGACCAGUUGGUCGCCUCGGGCCAGUCGGCGCCGGACCCCUCGCAGCGGGCUGCCUGCAUUGUGCUUCAGCGCGUGCACAACCAACUGAAUGCGUCGGUCGCUGCCGCGCCCGCGGCUGUUGCUCCGGCCCCGGCCCCGGCCCCGGCCGGCGGCUGGAUGGGCUCCCUUCGGUCGUCCCUCGGCCGGGUGGUGGGUCUUGGUGGCUCGGCCGCGCAGGCGCCCGCCCCGUCGACCAGCGGUGCCGGCGUCUACCUGUACGGUGGUGUCGGCACUGGCAAGACUCGCAUCAUGAACCUCCUCUUUGAUACGCAAGGACCCCACAUCCCCAAGCAGCGCAUCCACUUCCACGCCUUCAUGCUGGACGUGCAUGCACGUGUGCACCGUCUCCGGUCCGAGGAGCCGGCCACCGUGGACCCGCUGCAGGCAGUCGCCCGGCAGCUAGCCGGCCGCAUGCGUCUUCUCUGUCUCGAUGAGCUGCAGGUGACCGACAUUGCCGAUGCCAUGGUGGUCAAGAAUCUCUUCGAGACCAUGAUCAACAAUGGUGUCACGAUCAUCUUCACCUCCAACCGUCACCCGAGUGAACUCUACCUACGCGGCAUCAACCGCGAGCACUUCCUGCCCUUCAUUGACAUGGUCAUCGGCCGAUUUAAUGUCGUGCAGGUGGGCAAGACAGGCCUGGAUUACCGGAGUCUCGUUGCCUCCGGGGCUGUUCCCACACAGCAGGACGGCACCCCGGCGCCUGAGGCGCAGACAGCGCACCCGGCGGCCCCGGGCGCCGCCGAGCUGGAGCAGCUUCGCGCCCCGCUGUCCCGGGCGUAUGCCAGUCGUGAGCUAGAGCACCUCGCCGACCCGUACUUCGAGGGCUUCGACCGGGCCGCCGGCCUGGCUGAUGCUUUUGCCGCGGUGGCCGAGCGUGAUCUUGGGACUCUGAUGGCCGCCGGGCCGGUGGCCGCGGCCCUUGUGGACCCGGCCCGCCGGCCGGCUGUCCGUGCUGCCACGCGCAUUUCCAUCGGCGUCGGGCGCUGGCUCGAUGUUGAGGGGAUGGUUGUGUGGCCGGACCUGGCUGCCGACCUGGAGCAGUCCACCUCCAGCCUGGAUCAGACGCACGCGCGUCGGCACCCGGCCGUCCUGGUCGAUUACAAGACCCUCUGUGGCUCGGCGCGCGGAGCCGCCGAUUACAUUUCUCUUGCUCAGCGUUUCCGCCGGGUAUUCCUGACGAAUGUCCCCUCAUUGACCGUGGAGCAGAAGGAUGAGCUCCGACGCCUGAUCACCUUGAUUGACGUCCUCUACGAGACUGGGUCCCUCUUGGUGAUGCAUUCCCAGUGCCCGGUCGAGGCGAUCUACGUGGAUCAGGGCCCGCCCCCGACGGCUGCCGAGCUGGCCGCCGCCCAACAGGCCGCCCCUGGGUCUGGCCAUGAGGAGCGCUUUGCCUUUGCCCGGACGCACUCGCGUCUGACCGAAAUGCGCAGCUCUGCAUGGGCUCGGAGUGCCGCCCGUGAGUGGGCCCGCGAGGAUUGCGAUGCUCUGGCUGGCUCGAGCCAGCCAUCCCAGCUGAGGUGAUGGCCUGAACGAGCGAUCUCCCCGUCUCUCCUUGUGUUCCCGGGUCCCCCCCCCCCCCUGCCUCGGCUCCUCCCCCCAGGCGCUCUUGGCUGCCCGAAAAUAGACUACCAACAACCGGUUAAUGUGCC
Molecule: messenger RNA, 1970 nt
Organism: Fonticula alba
Lineage: Eukaryota; Rotosphaerida; Fonticulaceae
Exons: 4
Coding region: 1-1842 (613 amino acids)
Cellular component (GO): cytoplasm; mitochondrion
Molecular function (GO): ATP binding; ATP hydrolysis activity
Source: RefSeq, a predicted model, not a curated record